This is a messenger RNA of Symbiodinium sp. CCMP2456, 2943 nucleotides long. The record is from the annotation of a GenBank genome assembly. Lineage: Eukaryota; Dinophyceae; Suessiales; Symbiodiniaceae.
AUGCCUUCGGUCCUACAGCUGCCUUCCCUGUGGUGCUCGACAUGCAGCUUAAGAUUAGUUGCUCAUGACGGCUUGCACCACACCUCGAAGGCGAAGCGACUGCGACGCACAGUUCGAAGACGUUCCAUCUGGUUCGUACCGGUCCUGCUAGUCGCUGGCUGCCACACUUCGAGCAACUAUGUUAAUCUGGCUGGAAAGGCUUGCGGCCUGAGACACAUCAAGCACAGGACAUGGUUUGGUUCUGCAUGCCAUCCCGACAGCCAGGAGGGCACGACAAUCAACACUGAUUUGAGCCGUGAUGAAGCCUUCAUGGAGCGCCUGCAGGGCCUGGCACUUGAGGCCCUGACCUGGCCUUUUCUGGUCGACCGGCAGCGCUUGAUAUGGGCCUCCGCAUUGGAGUUCGACGCAGUGCCAGUUGAGGAGCUGCCACCUUGGUUCCUGGAGCAACAAAACCUCAGCCGCAGAAGUUUAGGUGUGCACCUGUUGAGCAUGGAUGGCAAACGAGCAUUGCUCUGCAGCUCCGGCGUAGACGGCCAUGUGCCCGACACCGAGCUCAAGCGCUUCCUCCGUACAGCUCGAUGCGUCUGCAAGGCAUCGGACUAUAUUCUGGUGACUUGCGGAAGCUGCCAACUGACAGAGGAAUCAGAACGUUGGUUGCGCCGGUAUGGAGCGGUGAAGAAGCCUUUGACCAAGCAGGCGCUGUGGAGAUAUGCUCGGGAACAACGCAGAGACAUCAACCUCGAGCAUUCUGCAGAUCUGCCGCUGCGCCCCUGCCAGGAAGCCUGCUUGAAUGCGUGCGCCAAGGGAGCCCGAGUUGUGGAGUUAGCCUGUGGGACAGGGAAGACUCGCAUCAUGCGGGAACUUGCCAAUGAUGCCUCAGAAUGCGACAGAGUGCUUGUUACCACGCCUUCUCGAGUCUUGAUGGAGCAGAUCUCAAAGGAGUUUCCGACAUUUUGCAAAGUUGGAAUGGGUUACAACAGAGGCGUGAACUUUAGUGCUCCGGGCUUUGUCUCUGUAACGGACUCGGUGCACCGCUUGCAGAAAAUCAAGUUUGGGCGGGUUCUAAUCGAUGAGGCUCACCAUCCCAUUCCAAGAGGCAUGCCUGAGGGCCGAGAGCUCUACAAGUUUUCUGCGACGCAUGUCGAGGAUGUCGACUACCGAUACGCAAUGAGCCGGGCGAUACAAGAUGGCGUUCUUUGUGACUACGACAUGACGUUGCCUGUGACAACCAAAGGCCACCCGUUCUUGUCCUUGGCCCAUCUCCUGGUGUCAAUGGCGGGGCACUUCCGCAGGGUGCUUGCCUAUUGUAACUCGGUGGCGGAAGCGAAGCGCUUCAGGAGCCUUCUUGAAUCGCUAGGCCUUGCGGCUUGGCACAUGAACGGUUUUACACGGCUUCGCGAGCGAGAGAAGAUAAUGGAAGAGUUCACAGGAUGUAUGCAGAAGCCAGUGCACAUCCUUGUGACGGUUCAGGUUCUCGGAGAAGGUGUCAACAUUCCCAAUGCAGACACAUGUAUGUUCGUGGAGCCCAGGAAUAGCUACAAAAGCAUUGUUCAGGCCAUGGGGAGAGUCUUGCGCCACCAUCCCUCCAAGCCUUUAGCUCACAUUGUCCUCCCUGCCAUUGCUGCUGAUCCAAGAAGCUCACAGCCGGAGGUGUUGGAAGCGGAUCGUCUGCGUGUUGUAGCGAGAGAGAAAGCUAGCACCGUGCCGCAUGCGGGCGAGAAAGGUGUGCUUCAAGCUGGGCAUGGUAAGCUCGCCUCGGGUAACACUGAUAUGGCGAGCAUCCGAUCUGCUGCAGACACGGCUUCAUCAAGGGCUGUAGCCAACCAGAGUUCUGUCCGAGGUCCAGUCAGACCCAAAGCGACACAGGCUUGGACCCACAAGGGGCGCAGAAAAGAGAACUUCCCUACUAAAGUGCACCCUGACAAAAGCUCUUCGGAAGUGCUUGUGGAAGGGACAAGUGUGAGCAUAGACAACGUCACAUAUGAGUACCGGCCAGCAAGGCAAUCACGAGAGGUGCAGGCAUACACACGAAGGACAGGAAACGAAGCAAUGAGCGGCCAUGAAGGGUUGCGUGCCCUCGUACCUGGUGGCUUCCACGAGCAGGUCGAACGCUUCAUGCUUGUCAUCGCACAGGCCGACAGCCGCUUGCAACAGCAGCCGCUGCAGUCGCGCCUGAGGGUGGUUGAUGCAAGGAGCGAGACUCUGACGGCAGGCAUUAUCACGAAAGACAUAUUUCACAAAGUGACCUUCGUGCUCAAGGCUUCGCGGACUGAUGCGUGGGCUGAUCGUUUCCAAGCUCUCGAAAAGUUUGUUCGUGAGAAAGCAAGGCUUCCCACAGAGAGGGCGAAAGAUGAUUACGAGCGUAAUUUGGGCAUUUGGCUGCGGACCUUGGGGAUUUCUGUACGACAGCGCACGGCACCGACAUACCGAGUGCAAAGGAUGCUCGGGUCGCCCUGGCCGUUGAUUAGAAAUCGCGUUCAGGAAUGGCUGGGUUAUGAUCUGGUAUUCACGGAGAGGUGUGACCGGUUGAAGGAGUUUGUCCGGAAACAUGGCAAGAUACCGACACGGCGCGAGUUCAUGGGAAAUAAAGCCUCGACGGGCUACCAGCUCGUAACUUUCCUUGCCAACGUCAGGGCUGGUGCUUUUCGGAUAACGGAAACUAGACUGCAGAUGCUAAGGGAAGUGCAUCCCUUGGUUGCCGAGAAGCUUGCCUCGUGGAUUGGGAGUAAAAGAGGAUUACAAGAGAGGGCAUGGCAUCAACGUGCCCAACGUGUGAUAGAUUUUGUAACGCGGCAUGCCCGAAUUCCCAAGCCGAAGGUCCGCCAGGAAUUUGCAGACUAUUGGUGGCUGACAACGCAGAAAUAUCGUUUCGCGCUCUUGCCGGAGGAGUGGAAGAGAAAGCUUCUGCACUACCCAGUACUUGCUUCAUAUCUGCUCUCCUGA